This is a messenger RNA of Sabethes cyaneus, 1409 nucleotides long. RefSeq lists its product as uncharacterized. Bases 60 to 1409 code for a protein of 449 amino acids. Gene Ontology annotation, biological process: regulation of transcription by RNA polymerase II. The record is from RefSeq and is a predicted model, not a curated record. Lineage: Eukaryota; Metazoa; Arthropoda; Insecta; Diptera; Culicidae. Gene Ontology annotation, cellular component: nucleus; transcription regulator complex. Gene Ontology annotation, molecular function: DNA binding. The transcript is spliced from 4 exons.
AGCGUCGUGCGUGUUGUGCUUGUGAGAUGCGAUAAAGAAAACCUAUAAAAGUGUGAAAAAUGGACAGCGACCUGCAGCGCUUGAUAAUGCUUGUUUCGGAAAGAAAACCCAUAUGGGAUAAGUCAUUUAGACCGUACCGAAAUAAGCUGCUGGUUAGCAAAUAUUGGCGCCAGGUCGCGGACGAAUUCGGUGGCAAUGUAAAAGUUGUUGAUUUAAAGAAAAAGUGGAAAGGCCUUCGCGAUAAGUAUUUGAAGGAAUUGAAAAAAAUACCACCGCCGAAACGGGCGGAGCCUAACAUUGUGAUGUACUGCAAAUGGCCGUAUUUUGAAUCAAUGAUGUUUCUAAGAAAUUCAGUCAACCCACGAAAGGUUGUACUUUUCCCUUCGGAUGAGAAAGGUGACAAGAUGGAAGAUGAACCAUCUGUACCAACUAAAGCUGAAUACAAUACGAUUGAUAUAAUAGAUAUGCCAAGUGCAUACGAGGUUGACAGCAGUACGGAAGGAAGCUACUUUGAACCUCAGCUUAGUAUUAGCACUAGCAGCAGUUGUAAUAGAAGAAACGACCAACCACAUUCGACGCAACAGGAGCCCGCCCCCGCAUGUGAUGACGAGGAUGAACUGUUCUUUAAAAGCAUACUGCCACACGUUCGAAAACUGGAACCGGAACACAAGCUGGCUUUCCGCACGGAGGUGCAAACCCUCGUUCUGCAGUACGUGUAUCGGAAAAAUUCACAGUACCUUCAAACCUCCGGUUUCUCCACCAUCUGUGCGAGAAUGGACAUCGAUAUCGAACGUUUGAUUGCGCUCGUUUUUGCGCGGAGGCAAAUAUGGGAUAAGUCGGUCAAACACUACAGAAACAGAGAGCUGCUGGAAAAACAUUGGCAAGACAUUUCGAACGAACUGGGCUGUGCUAAACCAUAUCCAGUGAAAAAAAAGUGGAAAUCACUUCGGGACAGCUUUUACAAGGAACUAAAAAGCAUUCCACGGGAAGAGUGGCCGUAUUUGGAUGGUUCAGCCUAUGAAAUGUACGGCGCUUGGCCACAUUUUGCGUCUAUGCUUUUCUUGAGAAACUCGAUCAAACCACGAACGUCUUCUGGUGAUCCUUCGUAUGGUGACAUCGAACGAUUGGAAGAUAGUGACCACUGUGAGGAAUCUAAGCCGGUGAGGGUUUCGAGUUACGAUCAGGCAGAACUGGCCGAGCUGCCGGAGAUAGAUGACUACAUGGAGGACGAACACACGAGCGUAAGUGACGACGAGGAUGAAGCGUUUUUCAGAAGUUUGCUUCCGCACGUUCGUAAACUGGAACCGGAAGCUAAAUUAGCGUUUCGAAUCGAACUACAGAAUCUCGUUCAGCUGUACGUUUACGGGACGAAUACGUUGGACAAUCAAGAGCUGAAAUCCGAUGACUGA